GGUGCACGUUUUACGUCAGUACGUGGCGAGCAGGACGAGCGCGCGCACGUUUCCUGCUAUUUUAUUCGCGUUUUUCGAAUCGACCGUUUUUUGAUAUAGAUAUAAGGAACCAAAAAUAGUACCUACAUCCAAUUUAUUAAAUUGAAUCGUCGGAACGUUUUACAACUUUAUAUUCGUGAAUUUAUUUUUAUAGAGUGGUUUUAACAAAAUUCCUGCUACAAAAAAUUUUUGUAGACUGGUUUAAAGUUGGACUGGAACAUUGUAUUACAACAAAAAACAAUCUCAACGCACAUAAAAUGGUAUAAACUCUAUUCUAUAAAUAUAAUGAAACCAGAAACGAUGGAGUCUAAACAAGAAUCAAUUAAACCAAUUUCCAUUCGAAAAGGUCUUUUAAUGUCUCCAAUGACAGCAGGAGUAUACUCAAACACCCUAAUCAACAAGCAUAAAAGAGCUGGUUCAACUGGAACGACCGGCGAUGAAUCUUACACUACCGACGAAGAGGAUAACGUCGAAUUAGAUGAACAAGAUUGUUCCAUAAAAGACCAUGUAACAAAGAACCUAUUUAGCAACCACAAUUCCAACGAUUUCGGUUUAAUUUCCGACAUAUCAACGAUAACCGAUAAAGUUGUAGUUGUCGACAAAGUUGAAAGAAUCAACGGGAUGCAUAGAAAUAGUUCAGAUAGUUCGGUUUAUAGCGAUCUUUUAGAGAAAUGUGUAGACGAAAUCGAUUUAGCUUAUAGCACUUCAGACCAUGAAAGUAGCAGUAAUGGGCAAGGACCAAGCGGAGAUCAAGUUGAUUGGACCGGCGGCGAAGACAACGAAUUUAACGAGUUGAGUUAUAGUAGAUUGCGAAAGGAACUGCAAGAAGCCCAUCAUGAAUUAAGAUUAAGGGAUGAGGAAGUUGACAAAUUAACGAGGAUACGGAGGGAUGUAGAGAGCGAAUUGGAAGAUUUAACAGCUAGUUUAUUCCAAGAAGCCCAUAACAUGGUUCGUGAGGCGAAUGAAAAGCAGGCGGCAGCAGAAAAAGCCCUAAAAGAAAGCCAAAUGAAAGUUGACGUGCUCACAGCGGAAGUGGCCGCUUUGAAAACUUUGGUGCUCACUUCGACCCCGAGCAGACCCAAUCCACAUCUACACCCGCAAAUUGAUCCCAAAGGAAAAGAAGACGGAGUGGCCAUUUUUACAAAGAAACACCGAAGAUCCCCAUCACAUUUCAACUUAAAGUACGGAAGAGAAAAUUCACCGCCGGAAUCGCCUAUAAAAGAAGUUCAAUCUUUCGUUUCAACAUCUCAACCCACCCAACUCGACAAAGAUCUACUCGAGGUUGAUCCUGUUCUUCACGAAGAGUUUUUAGCUUGGAAACAAAAACCCACAUUAGAUAAAACAAAUCCUUUUGUACGAAGAGUCUACGAGGAAGACAUCGAUUUGUGCCUAAAGUUUAGCAAUUGGGAACUUUCGAAAAAAGUACGAACAGCUUUAGAAGCUGGGACAAUUUUUAUCGAAGCGAUUAACGAUAAAAAUAAAACUGUUUUUCCUAAAAAAUGUGCCUUGUUAGAGGUUCCAAGACAAUGUUUUUAUCGAAUGAGUAUUGGAGAACCGGAAACUUGGUAUUAUAUCUCACAAAUAUGCCGAAAUAGGAUAAUCGCAGUCUGUGAUUUUCUAAACUACUUAAAAUAUAUUGAAGGAGGUCUUGUAAAAAGCUCAGCACAUGACGUGUAUUGGGAGGUUGCAAGACUUCGUAAAGAAAUAGUCCUAGCAAGAUUAGGCCUAAACUUAAGUUCCUGACGUUAAAAAGUAUCCCAAGGAAAUUAAUUAAAAUCUACUAUUUGUAUAUAAAUCAAUUUAAAUAACAUUUUUGAUAUUGUGCCAACGAAAAAAAAUGGGGAUUUUUAAACAUGUAAAUAUUAAUCGAAACGAAGUAAAUUUAGUAGUGUAAUAGAUCUGUAUACUCAAGCCAAAGACUUGUCUGUAAAAUGUACUCUUCUCAAGUACUCGUAAAAAUAUUGACAAAACCAACUAUAGACCUUGACACAAACAAUUAAUUAAAGAAAAUGUAAAAAAUUAAAUUAAUAAUUUAAUCAUUAUCAGCUUAACGCGAGGUCUUGGUUGUAAUUUUUUUUUUGAUUUCGUAAUCAAUGUAUUUUUAUGUAAUUUUAUUAAUGUAAUGUAUGUUUAAUUGUAUAUGUUGAAUAUAUGAAUGAAUCUCUUUAAAAGGAUAUUGUUAAGAAAUAAACGAGUUUACAAAUUAU
Messenger RNA from Onthophagus taurus, 2246 nucleotides. Its product is annotated as guanine nucleotide exchange factor for Rab-3A. Gene Ontology annotation, molecular function: guanyl-nucleotide exchange factor activity. Gene Ontology annotation, biological process: exocytosis. Lineage: Eukaryota; Metazoa; Arthropoda; Insecta; Coleoptera; Scarabaeidae. The record is from RefSeq and is a predicted model, not a curated record. Gene Ontology annotation, cellular component: Golgi to plasma membrane transport vesicle.